Stereum hirsutum FP-91666 SS1 is the source of this 835-nucleotide messenger RNA. RefSeq names its product kinase-like protein. The annotation marks the transcript as partial. Gene Ontology annotation, molecular function: ATP binding; protein kinase activity. The record is from RefSeq and is a predicted model, not a curated record. NCBI's taxonomy places the organism in Eukaryota, Fungi, Basidiomycota, Agaricomycetes, Russulales, Stereaceae. Gene Ontology annotation, biological process: protein phosphorylation. The transcript is spliced from 4 exons.
CCCGUUUCUGGCCGCUCGCAAAUUCUUCGAAAUAGUCGUUAUGCCUACUAUGGAGUACACCAUUCACAAACCCGAAAUUGGUAAAGGCGGCUUUAGCCGUGUUUUUCGUGGGACAGACAUGGGGUGUGGUCGAGCCGUCGCUCUCAAGAAAUCUCGUUGCUCGCUUGUCAUAAAGAAGCCACAUCUCCGGCAUGAAAGCCGUAUUCUCCAGCUUCUUCAAUCCCACCCCGCCAUACCCGCUAUCUAUGGAUACGCCCACCUUCCUCACUUUGAAUAUCUGGCCAUGGAGCUCCUUGGCGAAAGUGUCUCCGAUUUGCAGCCGGAUGGGACAAAGAUUGCUCCCAAGACGGUAGUUUCCGUCGUGCUACAGACCAUGUCUGCACUUCAACACAUCCACAAGCUGGGGAUUGUGCACCGUGACAUCAAGCAGGGAAAUUUGAUGUGCAGCCUCAACGACCCCUCGAGGAUUAAGCUCAUCGAUUUUGGCAUUUCGCGGAUGUUCUACGAGGGCGAGCCGAAGCGGCGUGACCCGGCGACCAAGGGAUACAAAAUGGUCGGAACUUUGGAUUGGGCCAGCCUGAAUGCGCACGAUGGCAUAGCACUUUCCGCACGCGAUGACUUCGAAUCACUAGCCCAUGUUGCCCUCGAUCUACUCCGGGGGGAUCUCCCAUGGGGCUAUCGACCUUGGCUCGAACCUCGUAGGAUUGCACAAGAAGAAGUGCGAGCCUCCAAGCGCAGUCACACGGCGGAAUCCCUAGGAGCGGGAUUUCCCCCUGAAUUCUCCUCUCUACUCACUUACAGUCGAUCGCUCCGAUUCAAUCAACUCCCAGACUAC